UCGGUAGCUAAGCGAGCGACGUGUGUGAGUGGAGAGACAUUCUUACGUGGUGUGUGUGUGUAAAGUUAGCCGGCAGUAGCCAGCAGUUCAUCUGCAUUUUUGAAAGACUGCAGAAAGAGGGUCUCAACGCUGAGGAGAUAUCCGAGCUGCAGCGGGAAAUUUAUAAAACGAAGCGACGUAGACGAUGUUAUGUCGCAGCAAAGAUUAAUCGACGGGAAGGUAAUUGAAUGUCGAAUACAAGUUGCGGAAAGAUCCGAAGUUGAAAAAGGUACAAGGUGCGAAAAAGGUACGAGGUACGAAAAAGGUGAACGCACCUUGAUAUUGGAAAUAGAGAAAUUAACCUUGAUAUUGGAAAUAGAGGACCUAAAGCUCCUCCAAUUCUUUUGACGCAAACAUGCCAAAACUAAGGAAACGCAUGUUUUAUACUCAUCGCCAUAGGGAUAGACUUGUAAAAAAUACAAUACGUGAAGUUAUACAAGCCUUUGAUCAUGAUGAAGUGGAUUAUUUAACUGAAUCUGGUUCAGCACAGUCAGACACUGACAUUUACAGACAAUUGCAGCAAAACUCAGAUUCUUCGUUCGAACAUGAAGGAAAUGUUAGUUACCAAUUAAUACAACAAAAAGCAACAGUAGAAAAUGAAGAAAUAGAAGAAGGGGAAGAAGUAAAUAUUAAUGUAAUUGAGGGUGGCAUCCCGUCAGACGAUUACGAUAGUGAAGAUUCAGUUGAGUCGGAAGACGAAAACAAUGGAAUUGAUAUCGUUAGAUUGCGCCAAAAUUUAGUGCAAUGGAGUCAUAACAACGACAUAUGUAUAUCCGCCAUAACUAAUCUUUUGCGCGUCUUAAGGAAAGAAGAGAUUAUGAACUGCCUUCCAGCAGAUGGCCGAACACUCUUAAGGACUCCCAGGACGGCAAACACAAUUGUAAUGGAACAUGGCCGAUACUGUUAUUUCGAAAUAGAGAAGGGCUUACGGCAUACUAUUGAAAUAAGUGGUACCAGACGCGUACCUGAAGAAAUACAUUUGUCUAUUAAUGUAGAUGGAUUACCGCUUGUAAAAAGUUCGAAGAGCCAACUGUGGACUAUUCUUGCAAGUUUUCGCAAUUUUGUUAACAAGACACCAUUCCUGGUUGGAGCAUUUCAUGGAUAUGAAAAGCCGCCAGCUGCUGGUGUAUUUUUAUAUGACUUUGUCGAAGAAACUGAAAAACUGAUGCAAAAUGGCUUUAAUUGGAAAGGCAAUAACAUAAAAUUUUUUAUUGAUUGCUUCAUAUGUGAUGCGCCUGCAAGGGCUUAUAUUUCCUGUACAAAAGGCCACACAGGAUAUUACGGCUGUCCAAAAUGUGAAACUAAAGGCAUCUACAGAGGAAAAAUAGUGUUUCCAGAAAUGAAUAGUCCGUUGCGUACUGCGGAAUCAUUUAUCAAUCAAACUCAAAAGCAGCAUCAUACUGGAGUAAGUCCCUUAUUAGAUAUUGUCACGGACAUGGUUUUGGAUAUGCCUCACGACUAUAUGCAUUUAGUUUUAUUGGGACAAACGAAAAAAAUGUUAAAGAUAAUGACAGGAAAACUAAGUGCAAUGAAACUGGGGACGCAACAAAUUAGCGAUAUUUCAAAGAGACAGGUUGCUUUAAGAAAGCAUAUCCCGUUUGAUUUUGCUCGGAAACCAAGAGCAUUAGAUGAACUUGAUCGUAUGAAAGCGACUGAAUAUCGAGAAUUUUUAUUGUAUACUGGACCAAUCGUAUUGCGUAAGAUUGUGCGGCAAGAUGUAUAUGAACAUUUUCUUAAACUGUCUGUCGCAAUACGUAUCUUAGCAAUGCAUGGAAUAAAUGUGGAUCAAAACAGGUAUGCGAAAAGUUUACUUGAGGCGUACUUUAUCGAUUUUAUAAAAUUAUAUGGAGAAAACAACGUGACAUAUAAUACCCACGGUUUGCUACACCUCGCUGAUGAUGCCUUGAAAUGGGGAGCCCUAGACGAAUUCUCAGCUUUUAUUUUUGAAAAUCAAUUGCAACAAAUAAAGAAAAUGGUCAGAAAAAACGAUAAACCUCUUGAACAACUUAGCAAUAGAAUAUUUGAAAUAAGAAGUAUUCAAAGCAACAUUAUCACCAUUGAUAAUACCAUUAAUACGUACAAACUAGGUGCUGAAUGUUACAACGGAUGCUUAAUAAAUGAAUGCAGAGGGCCUAUGUACAAGAAGAUCGAGUUUAAACAUUUUAUAAUUACUACAAAAGCACCUAAUAACUAUUGUAUUAUGACUGAUGAGAGCAUUGUUUUGGUAAAAAGUAUAUGUCAUAGAAAUAAUGGUAUUGUGGUUAUUGGAAAAAUAUUGAAAAAUGGAACACCAUUUUUUACUUCUCCUGCACCUUCGACUUGCUUUGGAAUUGUGCAAUUUUCCGGUACAUACAGUUCCUUACGAGUAUUUUCAAUUGAUGACAUAAAAAAUAAAGCCGUUGUUUUACCUGUUUUUGAUGAAUGUUACCGAUAUGAAGAUCGCCAUAACAAUAUUGUAGUUUUUCCACUUAUUCACAAUCAGUAAUUUGAAAAUAUUUAAUAUGUAAAUGUACGGCUUCAUAC
Monomorium pharaonis (pharaoh ant) is the source of this 2562-nucleotide messenger RNA. RefSeq lists its product as uncharacterized. Bases 395 to 2524 code for a protein of 709 amino acids. The record is from RefSeq and is a predicted model, not a curated record. Lineage: Eukaryota; Metazoa; Arthropoda; Insecta; Hymenoptera; Formicidae. The transcript is spliced from 3 exons.